CCGAUUUCCGUUUUCUACUACCAUUAUUAGAUAUUUUGGUAAUUCCCUCAACAAACAAUGUGUCCACAAACUAGGCAUAAACCUACUAACCUCUGGAUGGUACAAUAACAACAUCACAAUCUGUAUAUGUUUUUCAUUAGUGUACUUUUUUGUAAUAAUGGGUUCAGAAGCCGUGAAAGUCAUUGUACGAGUACGGCCACUAAACGAACGUGAAAAUUUGCUCAAAUGUGAUAAUGUUCUCGAAAUAUUCAGCGAUACUGGUCAAUGUUCUAUUAUAAGCCCAAAUGACAAGAAACGUCCACCAAAAAUAUUUUUCUUUGAUGGAUCAUAUGAUCAAAAUUCAACUACCGAACAAAUAUACAACGAUGCAUGUUAUUCUCUUGUAGAAGCAGUUACUGAGGGCUACAAUGGUACAAUAUUCGCUUAUGGACAAACUGGAUGUGGAAAAUCUUACACUAUGCAUGGAGUAACGGAACCUUCAUCCCAAAAAGGAAUAAUACCACGUGCAUUUGAUCAAAUAUUUGAAAUUAUGUCUGUUAGCGAAAAGACAAAAUAUUUAGUCCAUGCAUCAUUUCUGGAAAUUUAUAAUGAAGAAGUUCGUGACCUCUUGGGACGUGAUUGUAAAGCUAAAUUAGAGCUAAAGGAGAAUCCGGAUAAGGGGGUUUACGUUGCCGGUUUAUCAAUGCACAAAAUAACUUCAGUUUCAGAAUGUCAGAAUAUAAUGGAACUUGGAUGGAAAAAUCGUUCAACUGGAGCAACAUUAAUGAACUCUGACAGUAGUCGAUCACAUUCGAUUUUCACUAUUUACCUAGAAAUGAUUGAUCGUAAUGACAAUCUACUUGAUUACAAUCAUAUACGAGCUGGUAAAUUAAAUUUAGUUGAUUUGGCGGGUUCCGAAAGACAAACAAAAACUGGCACAACUGGUGAUCGGUUUAAAGAAGCAACAAAAAUUAACCUUAGCUUAUCAGCGUUGGGUAAUGUCAUUUCAGCAUUGGUUGAUUCUAAAGUUAAACAUAUCCCUUAUCGUGAUAGCAAGUUGACACGAUUGCUACAGGAUUCUUUGGGAGGAAAUACAAAAACUCUUAUGAUUGCAUGCUUAUCACCAGCAGACAAUAACUAUGAUGAAACAUUGAGUACUCUACGCUAUGCUAAUCGAGCGAAAAAUAUAUGUAAUAAGCCGAGAAUUAAUGAAGAUCCUAAAGAUGCAUUGUUACGCCAGUAUCAAGAAGAAAUAAAACAUCUUAAAGAAUUACUGAAUAAUAUGCAAUUGUCUCAAAGGAAUUUCGAGAAAUCUAAUGAAAAAGAAAACAUAGAGAAACUGGAUACUGAAGCUGAAGAAGAAAAGUUUAAAAAAGAUUAUGAACUAAAACUAGAAGCCAUGAAACCGCAGUUCAGUACUGAAGCAUCUGAUAAAGCUAAAACACUGACAGAUAUAACUCAUUUCAAGGAAUUAUAUGCGGCCAAACCUAUGCAACUGAAUACUCAUGAAGAUUUGCCAUCACCGACGUCAUUAACGAAUCAGACACCUUAUGUAACAGAUACAAACCAAACAGAAACGUCACUAAAGACAUCAAACAAUCAAAUCCAACAACACAAUAUAAUACAAGGCGAUAAUAUUGCUACACAUGGUGAGGAAGUAACCGAAGAUGAACUACUGAAAAGAUUGAGAUCAUUGGAAGCAGAUAUUGUCGGUGGUGAGCAAGCUGGAAAUAAGGAAGUCAAUGAAAAAAUAUCUAUGCGAAAAAGAUAUGCUGAAGAACGAAAACGUCAAUUAUUGGAAGCCAACGCAAACCUAGAAGAUGAUGGCAUAAUGAUAAAUAUUUAUGAAACAAUAGAAGAUGAACUACAUGACAAGAAUAAAGCACUAGAAUCAGAAAAACAAAAGGUUUAUGCAUUACAAACGGAGAUUAAAGAUGUCCAGUCAGAAUUUGAGCGAGAUCGAAGUGAUUAUUUGGAAACUAUCAGGCGCCAGCAGCAGCAAAUAAAUUUACUUAAUAUGAUUUUGGAAAAGAUUCAGCCAUGCAUACGCAGGGAUAGCAAUUAUCAUAACAUUGAUAAAAUCAAACGAACGGCCAUAUUUGAUGCAGAAAAUAAUGAAUGGAUUCUACCACAAAUGACCAUUGAACGUGUGCAAUUGCCUUCAGCGAGUUCAAACACUUCGUCUAAUCGAUACGAAAACACAAAUGAAAAUGUCGAAUAUAAUACGAUAAAUAAUUCAGAAUGGGACAGUAAGAACGAAUCUACACUGCAUACUAAAUUAGUUGACCGAAUGGAAAGUAAUUAUUUUGCAAAUCGACGUGCAGCUCAAAUAUUACUUAAUACAGGGUCCGAAAGAUAUGGAUCAAGUAAUCAUAUAUCCCGAUUGAAUAAUUUUUCUUGCAAACUAAACAGUGCUAACACAGAAUCAGUGUCAUUUUCAUCUUAUGAAGUCAAAUCAAGCAUGGAUGCACUGUUACAUUACACGGGAGUAAGAAAAAAACCCGUGAAGUUAAAUCCUAUGUCUGAAUUCUCAAUCAAUUCUACGAAUGUUUGUGGACCAAUAUGCCAAUCACGGAGUCGCUUGAACAAGUGAAGUGGUAUUCGAAAAUCUAGUCAGUAAUUGAUCAGUGUAUUGUAAAACAGAUUUAUGAGUACUGGAGAUAUUCUCAAAUCAUGAUAAUUAGGACUAUUUUAAGACAAAAGUUAUAAAUAUAAUAUUGCUUCUACAUUACCUUACAUAACAAAGUCAA
Messenger RNA from Schistosoma turkestanicum, 2729 nucleotides. The record is from the annotation of a GenBank genome assembly. NCBI's taxonomy places the organism in Eukaryota, Metazoa, Platyhelminthes, Trematoda, Strigeidida, Schistosomatidae.